Molecule: messenger RNA, 4085 nt
Organism: Ostrea edulis (European flat oyster)
Lineage: Eukaryota; Metazoa; Mollusca; Bivalvia; Ostreida; Ostreidae
Product: protein phosphatase 1 regulatory subunit 37-like
Exons: 26
Coding region: 146-3928 (1260 amino acids)
Molecular function (GO): protein binding
Source: RefSeq, a predicted model, not a curated record
ACAAAAAUUCGUUUAGCACAUGCGCAAUAGUGUGUAAUGAAGAAGUAGCAGCUGACGAUGAAGACGUUAACAGAAUAACGAGAUAAUUUACGUGAAUGUGCAUGAGAUGUAGAUCAGUAUGACAGGUUAAACUUUUUUUAAAAGUAUGUCAGACCCAGAUAAUGGUGCCAAUGAAAAGAACGGGGAGAACGUGGAACCCCAGCAGCUGCCGGAUGUUGUUGAUGUACCCUCCUCUUCAAAAGAUUCGGUUCAGGAAGUAAACAAUCCAGUUGUGGAGGAUGAAUCGAAUGAUAGAAGUUGUUUACCAGACGACAACAAGUCUGAAGAAUCAGCCCCAGAUCAGUCUAAAAGAAGUGUAACUUUCCCCAGGGAUACCUUGAUUAAAGGAUACCUUGAUCCUCCCAAUCCAUGGAGAAAUGUUGCCAAAUGGACAACGAAUGAUCUCAUAACGGCAUAUAAGAAAGGUUGUGAAAGUCAUGGAGUCAAACCACUCAACAAAGUUCUACAGCAGCUUCAGGGCAUUGAAUACACAGAUGACAGGUUUGAAAUACUUAGUUUAAGAGGAGAACGCCUGGAUAUAAAGCAAUGUGAGAGUAUCGAAUCCAUCCUGAAAAUGGUGCAGUUUCGUUGUUUGGAUUUAGAAGCUACACAUUUAGAUGAUGAGACAGCAGUGGCAUUAUUUGAUAUGGUGGAGUAUUAUGAGACUGCCUGCAAGGUCAAUAUUGCAUUCAAUAAAAACAUUUCAGCUAGAGGAUGGCAGGCCUGCGCCCGAAUGAUCAGAAAGACACCAUGCUUGACAUUUCUUGAUGCGAGGAAUUGUGAUUUGAAUGAAAGAGUUGUUCCAAUCAUCGGUCGUUCUCUUAGGAUGGGAUGUUUUCUAACUACCCUCCAUUUAGAGAAUACUUUUAUUUCUGGACGAGCUAUGGUUAUUUUAGUGGCAGCUCUAAAGUUAAAUGAGAUCCUUAAAGAGCUCUUCCUGGCAGACAACAAACUUAUGCCAACUGACGGCAUACAGCUAGGCAACCUCCUCAAGUAUAAUCAUAAACUGCAGCUUCUGGAUGUCCGAAACAACAACUUGCAAGAUAUUGGUGUAAGUCAUAUUUGUGAUGGACUGUAUGAACAGACUUUAGACACGGGGUUACUGACCCUGGUGCUGUGGAAUAAUCAGCUGACAUACCAAGUCAUGUCUGCUAUGUCUAAGGCACUGAGUAGUACCCAGAAUCUAGAGACUUUAAACCUGGGACACAACAACAUAACAAAUGAAGGCAUUCAUUUGUUGAAGGAGGGCCUGCUGGUCAGCAAGUCCCUACUGAGGCUGGGCCUUCAGGGCACAAAGUUCACCUGUGAAGGAGCUGUGGCGUUGGCAGAGGCCGUGGCAGACAGUCCCCGCCUGCUGCGACUAGAUCUGAGGGAAAAUGAAAUCAAGACUGCAGGACUGAUGGCAUUGUCUCUAGCCCUCAAAGUGAACCAGACUGUGACUCGAGUGGAUCUGGACAGAGAGACGAAGAAGGAAGCGGGAGUGAAAGACUACAUGGAACAGCAGAGAAGGCUUCAGCAGGACAUCAACUCAUACACAGAGAGAAACAGAGAGACACAGCGCAGGGUAGAUGCUGAGAAACGAGAAACUCAAAAGCAGCAAAUUAAAAUGGAUUCCAAUGCUGAUUUAAUGGAGCUAGGAGACAGUGCACUGUCACUGCUAACACCAGGCUCCACCGUGAAGAGACCAUCUCUGUUAGUGAUAGAGACUUCAACAGCGGAGACAAUGUUAGACUCUCCUGUGGCCAAGGACGUGUUCAGGGCUCCUGGUAUAUCUCCCAUCAUGUCGAGUACACCCCCUGGGGAAUUGCUUCUGAGUCCCCAGUAUACCUCCUCUGUCAAAGCCAAAAAGAUUUUUACUGUGUCAAAAGUGGACAUUCAGUCCUUAUUAUCACCCCCCGGGCCAGUACCCACCAGUAUCCCAGUCCUGUCCCCAUCCUCUCUUCUGUGUACCAGCUCUGCACUGUCACAGGGAGACACCAUCCCCACAAAGAUUACUCCAUCUACUCUACAAACAAUCCUUGCGAAUCCAAUGCUCUGUACACCAUUAGAAAGUGUGCAAACACAGCUGGAAUCAAGCAGUAAUCCACAAACAGAAGCGGAGGGAACUAUCACCGAUUUCAUCAGAGAACUUGUGAUAAAUGUUGCAGACAAUGCCUCUGGUGUAUGUGAUCAGUGCCAACAGAACAACAGUGGAGAAGAGACUUCAAGGACACUCAUUAAGAAGGAUACAAGUAAUAAGAAUACAAACACCGUCACUAGGGGCACCAUUGUCAGUGUCCCAAAACCUGUGAAGGACCUGACGGUGAACAGAGAUUCAGGUUUUGGGAGUUGUGAAAAUGAGCAAUGGACUCAAAUUGAAUCCUCGGAAAUUCCUUCAUCUGUUAUAAAUGGUCAUGCAAAUUUCAGUAAAACACUUGAGAAUCCGAACUUCCAGUCUUCACUUACAAUGAAUGGACUGACUGAGGAAUUGGCAAGUGUUCUGGAAAGCAUCGAACACAAAACGGAGUCGGAUCCAGCCACACCCCCAGAUGAGUUUGAGCGAGAGCUAGAUGCAAUGUUAGCAGAAGUUCAAUGUGGAAACAAUGUUCCUUUUUCGACUAUUCACCUGCUUUGGAAGAUCAAAUGCUCAAAGCCCCCCAGAUGUUCAGGAAGUAGUCAUAGACCCGUCUUAAUAAAAAUUAUGCCACUUUUAGAAGGUCUAAGUUAUAGCAGCGACAAAAAUGUUAUCGUAUUUGAAAUAGGAGCUGCAUAUACAAGAUGUGGAUUAGCAGGUGAAACUGGUCCACGAUGUAUUGUGCCAAGUCAUGUUAAAAACAAGACAACAGGAAAGAUUGAAAAAUUAUGGGAAUUCGAGACUACAGAUCAACUGUAUGAAAAUCUGAAAGACUUCUUAUUUAAUCUGUAUUUUAGACAUUUGCUUGUAAAUGCAAAAGACAGACGGGUUGUGAUUUGUGAAUCAAUACUGUGCCCUUCAGCAUUUCGAGAUACUCUUGCCAAAGUUCUUUUCAAACACUUUGAGGCCUCUUCGGUGUUGUUUGCUGUCGGACAAGUUAAUUGUUUGUUGGGACUUGGAACCAACACAGGGCUGGUGGUUGAUGUUGGUUACAAUGAGACUAUAGUUCUACCAGUGUACGAGGGAAUACCUGUCAUAAAAGCCAUACAGAGUGUGCCUCUAGGAGGGAAAUCUAUUCACAAGAGGAUAGAAUCUCAACUGAAAGAGGUCGGGAAAAUCACAACAGGGAGUGAGGAAGAACAACCCCUGUCCUUGUUACCAGAUUGCUUAGAUGAAGAAAUACUGGAAGAUGUUAAAGUAAGAUGCUGUUUUGUAACGAACUUGCAACGUGCCAGCCAAAUACACAGGGUCCUCCAGCGUGGGGAAGACCCGUCCAAGCUCCCCUCACUACCCCCAGGUGUGAAUUAUCCACUAGAUGGCGAUCGUCUGCUGCUGGUGAAUGGGGCCAUCAGGGAGCAUAGUUGUGAAGUUUUAUUUGAGCAAGAUAAUGAACAACAGUCCAUUUCUACCAUAAUCCUGGAUGCCAUUAUCAAUUCUCCUAUCGACAUGAGAAGGGACCUAGCAGAGAACAUUGUCAUCAUAGGAGGCACCUCCAUGUUGCCAGGCUUCCAUCAUCGACUGUGUGUAGAGUUGUAUCACCUGCUAAAGAACAACAAGUAUCAGAACGAGCUGUCCAUCAAGCUGUUUAAGUUCCACAAACUACCAGCCAAGGAAAACUGCGUCAGCUGGCUGGGAGGAGCUCUGUUGGGAGCUCUGGAGACACUGCCCAGUAAGUCCAUUUCCCGAGACGCUUACCUACAGACAGGGAGACUCCCAGACUGGUGUUGUUUGUCCGAGGAGUCGGAGGAGCAGGAAAAGGUAGCACCAAGGAGCUAGGAAGGACACGACUGACAAAACCAAGGAUAAAGUACCAGAGCCAUGGAUAGGACUUUCAGCUAGACAAAGCUGGAGGACUCAAACCAACUUUAAUAUGUGCAAUAAAUUCAUCUCUGUUUAGCUUAUUUAAAUGUAAAUAAAUCACAGUGGGAGCCAU